This is a messenger RNA of Staurois parvus, 1377 nucleotides long. The record is from the annotation of a GenBank genome assembly. NCBI's taxonomy places the organism in Eukaryota, Metazoa, Chordata, Amphibia, Anura, Ranidae.
GAGCUCAUCACAGAGGGAGGCCGCCCAGGACUUGCCAGCUCACUGCAUAUAGGUCAUGGUGGCCUAAAUCAACUAGGAGGAGCAUUUGUGAAUGGGCGUCCCCUCCCAGAAGUGGUGAGGCAGCGCAUUGUGGAUUUGGCGCACCAAGGCGUGCGUCCAUGUGACAUCUCUCGGCAGCUGAGGGUCAGUCAUGGAUGUGUCAGUAAGAUUCUUGGCAGGUACUAUGAAACAGGCAGUAUCCGGCCAGGAGUCAUUGGCGGCUCAAAGCCUAAAGUUGCCACCCCAAAAGUGGUGGAGAAGAUCGGAGAUUAUAAAAGGCAAAAUCCCACCAUGUUUGCCUGGGAAAUCAGGGACCGGCUGCUGGCGGAGGGAGUAUGUGACAAUGACACUGUGCCCAGCGUCAGCUCCAUCAACAGAAUAAUACGCACCAAAGUUCAGCAAUUAUUUAACUUACCUAUGGAGACCUGUGUGAAAUCCUUAAGUCCAGGACAAACUCUGAUCCCCAGUUCAGCUGUGACUCCUCCGCAGUCGCCCCAUUCUGACUCUCUUGGUUCUACAUACUCAAUCAGUGGAUUGUUGGGGAUAACACAGCCAAGCUCUGAUGGAAAACACAAACUGGAUGAUAGUGAUCAGGACAGCUGCAGGCUUAGCAUUGACUCUCAGGGUAGUGGUGGACUGAGCCGGAAACAUCUGCGGGCAGAAGGCUACAUUCAGCACCCUUUAGAUGGGUUGGAGUGCCCCUUCCAGAGACAACACUUUCCUGACUCCUACCCCUCAGCUAGUCACAGCAAGGCCGAGCAAGCUCUCUAUCCUCUACCCCUGCUCAACAAUGCAAUGGAUGAUGGGAAAUCAGCACUGGCCUCUUCUAAUGCCACACUCAGCAGGAACCUGUCCACGCACCAGGGGUACUCCACUCUCUCAGAGCUGUCAUCAUUUUCCAUUAAACAAGAGCCAUCUGACAGUUCCAGUGCAGGCUCCACCCCUCCAUCAAUAUAUAGUCCCGCUUUUUUGGAUUUGCAGUCAAUUGGUUCAGCAGCUGCAGCCACACCCUUCAGUGCGUUUUCUCCUGCAGCUUCUGUGUAUGGACAGUUCACCGGUCAGGCAGUUACAGGGCGUGAUGUUGUGGGGUCAACUCUGCCAGGGUAUCCACCGCACAUACCCAGUGGUCAAGGAAACUAUGCUUCAUCUGCCAUUGCUGGAAUGGUUGCAGCAGGAAGUGAUUACUCUGGUAAUGCAUAUAGCCACGGGGCUUACGCCGCAUACGGAGACAGCUGGCGGUUCCCUGGUUCCAGCCUGCUAAGUUCUCCCUAUUACUACAGCACUGCUGCAAGAACUGCACCCACCCCGGCCACUGCUGGAGCAUACGACCUCCUGUAG